Saimiri boliviensis boliviensis (Bolivian squirrel monkey) is the source of this 2890-nucleotide messenger RNA. It is a transcript of the gene KIF6, whose product is annotated as kinesin family member 6. The record is from RefSeq and is a predicted model, not a curated record. Gene Ontology annotation, molecular function: microtubule motor activity; ATP binding; microtubule binding. NCBI's taxonomy places the organism in Eukaryota, Metazoa, Chordata, Mammalia, Primates, Cebidae. Gene Ontology annotation, biological process: microtubule-based movement.
GUUGCUAAGACUGUGCGGCGCCUGAGGUGGCGGGAGUUAGUUUUGGCAGCCAGCGCCCGAGAGACGUCGAGGGUCAACAUUGCAGAGCUGGAAGGAGAUGGUGAAGCAGACGAUCCAGAUAUUCGCGAGGGUGAAACCCCCUGUCCGGAAGCACCCACAAGGGAUUUACUCCAUAGACGAAGAUGAAAAAUUAAUACCUAGCUUGGAAAUUAUUGUACCACGUGAUUUGGCAGAUGGGUUUGUGAAUAAUAAGCGAGAAAGCUACAAAUUUAAAUUUCAAAGAAUUUUUGAUCAGGAUGCAAACCAAGAGAUCAUUUUUGAAAACAUUGCCAAACCAGUUGCUGAGAGUUUCCUGGCAGGUUACAAUGGUACCAUCUUUGCAUACGGGCAAACAGGCAGCGGGAAGACAUUCACUAUCACAGGGGGUGCAGAGCGUUACAGUGACCGAGGCAUUAUCCCAAGGACACUGUCAUACAUUUUUGAACAGUUACAAAAGGACAGCAGCAAAAUAUAUACAACGCACAUUUCCUAUUUGGAAAUCUACAAUGAAUGUGGUCAUGAUCUUUUGGAUCCAAGACAUGAAGCCUCCAGUUUGGAAGAUUUGCCGAAAGUGACAAUAUUGGAGGACCCUGAUCAGAACAUUCACCUGAAAAACUUAUCUCUUCAUCAGGCAACCACAGAGGAAGAAGCUCUGAAUUUGCUCUUUUUAGGAGACACCAACCGAAUGAUUGCAGAGACUCCUAUGAACCAAGCUUCAACCCGUUCCCACUGCAUUUUCACUGUUCAUUUGUCAAGCAAAGAACCAGGAUCUGCAACUAUACGACAUGCCAAACUUCAUUUGGUUGACCUGGCUGGUUCGGAGCGAGUUGCAAAGACUGGAGUAGGGGGCCAUCUUCUAACGGAGGCCAAGUACAUCAACUUGUCACUACAUUACUUAGAGCAGGUUAUCAUCGCUCUUUCAGAAAAGCAUCGUUCGCACAUCCCUUAUAGAAACUCCAUGAUGACCAGUGUCCUAAGAGACAGUUUGGGAGGGAACUGCAUGACAACUAUGAUUGCAACACUCUCUUUAGAGAAAAGGAAUCUUGAUGAGUCUAUAUCUACCUGCAGAUUUGCACAGCGAGUGGCACUCAUAAAGAAUGAAGCUGUUCUUAAUGAAGAAAUUGAUCCUAGAUUGAUAAUUAAACGCCUACAAAAGGAAAUCCAGGAACUGAAGGAUGAGCUGGCCAUGGUCACUGGGGAGCCGAGGACAGAGGCACUCACAGAAGCAGAGCUCCUUCAGCUGGAAAAACUAAUAACAUCCUUUCUGGAAGACCAGGAUCCAGAGAGUAGAUUAGAGGUUGGCGCUGAUAUGCGUAAAAUUCAUCACUGUUUUCAUCAUUUAAAGAAACUAUUGAAUGACAAGAAGAUCCUUGGAAACAGUACAGUCUCCUCUGAAAGCAAAGACCAAGACUGUCAGGAACCAUUAAAAGAAGAAGAAUAUAGAAAGCUACAAGAUAUUCUAAAGCAGAGAGAUAAUGAAAUCAAUAUCCUGGUCAACAUGCUAAAAAAAGAAAAGAAGAAAGUUCAGGAGGCUCUCUACUUGCCUGCCAAGGGUAGACAUGAAUUCAGACACUCCCAGAGCCCACCCUUCCCCCCGGGAAACCCAGAAGAAGGCCAAAGAAUGCUGCUAUCCUCAGCUCCCUCACAGGCCCAGGACUUCAGCACUUUGGGGUACAGAUCCAGUUUGCUCCACAAGAAAACAGGAAUGAGAGAGGAAAUGUCAUUAGGACGCCAGGAGGCCUUUGAAAUCUUCAAGAGGGACCACGCUGACAGCGUUACCAUCGAUGACAACAAGCAGAUUCUGAAACAGAGAUUUUCUGAAGCCAAGGCCCUGGGAGAAAGCAUAAAUGAAGCAAGAAGUAAAAUUGGUCACCUGAAGGAAGAAAUCACCCAGCGGCAUAUACAGCAAGUAGCUCUAGGAAUCUCGGAAAACAUGGCCAUGCCUCCCACGCCAGACCAGCAGGAGGAGAAGCUGCGAUCACAACUGGAGGAAGAAAAGAGAAGGUAUAAAACAAUGUUCACUCGCCUGAAAGCCCUGAAAGUGGAGAUCGAGCACUUGCAGCUGCUCAUGGACAAAGCCAAGGUGAAGCUACAGAAAGAGUUUGAAGUCUGGUGGGCAGAGGAGGCCACCAACUUGCAGGUAAAUUCUCCAGCAGUGAAUUCACUCGAUCACAAGAAGCCAUUUCUCCAGACAUCUGACUCCCAGCGUGAACUGUCCCAACUCCUCUCUAACAAAAGUUCUGGAGGCCGGGAAGUCCAAGGUCAAGGCGCUGGCAGAUUCGCUGCCUGUGAUGUGAAUGCCAGGAAAAUCCUGCCCUCACCUUGCCCCAGUCCACCCAGCCAGAAACAGACCAGCACCAGCACCAGCACCCCCUUGGAAGACAGCAUACCUGAGAGGCCAGUGUCGUCCAUCCCUCUCACCGGAGACAGCCAGACAGACUCGGACAUCCUGGCCUUCAUCAAGGCCAGACAGAGCAUUCUGCAAAGGAAAUGUUUGGGAAGCAAUUGAAUUUCCAGGAAGUAUCCAGCCAUGCACGAAUGAAGUACAGAUGAAGGCAACACCUCACUUGCUCUGGCUUCAGAAGUGGUCUGUGAGCUGCUGGGAGCAACUAGUGACUUGGAUUCCCAUGGAGUGGGCUGUGUUUCUUUAAGGAUACUGUCCAGGAGGGCUGAGGCUGACCAUGACAUCCUUCCUGUGGUUGCUGUAGCUGCUGGCAGGGCCGGGCAAUGCCAGAGUGCUAUGGGCAAGGUGAGGGCUUCAGCUCACUGUUGUAGUGAUGUUACAUGUAGGUCAUUAUAAACUUUUGAGAAUGUAAAAUAGCCCUGUCAUAAUAUGAUGUCAGGGAAGCUC